Clarias gariepinus (North African catfish) is the source of this 1736-nucleotide messenger RNA. RefSeq names its product fucosyltransferase 9a (gene fut9a). Gene Ontology annotation, molecular function: alpha-(1->3)-fucosyltransferase activity. Lineage: Eukaryota; Metazoa; Chordata; Actinopteri; Siluriformes; Clariidae. The coding region runs from base 86 to 1216 and encodes 376 amino acids. The transcript is spliced from 2 exons. Gene Ontology annotation, cellular component: membrane. The record is from RefSeq and is a predicted model, not a curated record.
AACUCUUCAUAGCUUCAUUUCGCUUUGUUUCUGUUAAAGAAGCAAAAAUUUGUCCGAAGCACCUGCUUUGCAAAACCCUUUCUGAAUGACGGCAAAACUACCAGGCCAGAGUAUGCCAUCAGCACCUACACACAGGAUUCUUCGACCCCUCCUGCUUGGCACCUUCUUACUGGGCUGUUUUGUGACUUUGUUUUUGAUGUACAUCAAGCCGUCCACUAGCUGGUUAUCAGGCCCAGUUGAAUCAGAAACAUCUACGGCUCGAGUAAAAAGCCUCCUGUCCAACCGAAGUGAACAGAACCAGACCACAGUGCUCGUCUGGCUCUGGCCGUUUGGGGAAACCUACGACCUGAACGUGUGCAGCUCCCUGUUCAGUAUCGACAACUGUUUCAUAACCGCAGACCGCAACCUUUAUAACAAAUCCGAUGCAGUCGUCAUCCACCACAGGGACAUUAGCACCGAUCUGUCCAACAUGCCACCAGCAUUUCGGCCUCCUCUUCAGAAAUGGAUCUGGAUGAACCUCGAGUCGCCGUCGCACUCAUCACAGUUACCCGGCAUCGAAAACCUGUUCAACCUGACCCUGAAUUACCGCCAGGACGCCGACAUCGAAGUGCCUUACGGCGCCAUUGUUGCUUCCCAAGGCGAGGAAGGUUUCGUCCCACCGAGCAAGAACAAGCUGAUCUGCUGGAUUGUGAGCAACUGGAACCCGGAUCAUGUGCGAGUGAAGUACUACAAUGAGCUCUACAAGCAUGUGGAGAUCCACGCCUACGGCCAAGCGUUCGGCGAGUACAUAUCGGACCAGGACUACUUCCCCACCAUCGCCAGCUGCAAAUUCUACUUGGCAUUUGAGAACUCGAUUCACAAGGAUUACAUCACGGAGAAACUGUACAACCCGCUCUCAGUUGGCACGGUCCCAGUAGUGUUGGGCCCACCGAGGGAGAAUUAUCAGAACUUUGUAGAGGGUGGCGCUUUCAUCCACGUGGACGACUUCUCCUCCCCGAAAGAAUUGGCUGAGUAUCUUUUAUUUCUGGACAAGAACGAAGAACUUUACUUGAGGUACUUUGACUGGCGUAAACACUUCAAGGUAAAGAAAGCCUAUUUCUGGGCUGAACACACUUGCCUUGCAUGUGAUUAUGUCCGGAGACACAAUGAGUACAGGGCAUUUAAUAAUCUUGACAAAUGGUACUGGGGUAAAUUCGGGGAUGUGCUGAUUGGUUGAUUGGUUGGAAGUAAUCUAAGCAGUUGAUACCAUAUUUUCCAGGCUAUAAGGCACAUUUUUCAUCCUGUAACGAGUUAGGAAUUCUACAACAAACUGCUGUAUUAUACAGUAUUACAAUAUUUGUUUGUGUCUGUGGUAGACCUAGUACUCUAGCUUCCCUUUAGGAAAACGAAACAUACAUUCCCAGUGUUAACUUAGAUCUUAAUUAAAUAAGAGUUAAAAUCUGUGUAGGAAAGGUCACGAGUCUGUUUUACAUAAAUGAUCAUCAGAAUCGGCUUUUACCAGGUUAUUGCCUUUCUUUUUCCAGAUUUUUUGAUUUUCACAAAACAAAUUUAUUGUAAUUGUUUCAAUGAAAUAUACUUUACUUAAUCCCAUUACCUGGUGCAUCCCAUUACCUCAUCAGCAGAGGUGUGGUAAUAAAUCUGUAGUCAUACAUUUACUAUAUGGACAAAAGUAUUUGACCAAAUCUGUAGUGAUGUUGUAUCCAAAUAUAUACACCCAAUAAUAUGGAGUUGGUGCC